Messenger RNA from Rhodamnia argentea, 3066 nucleotides. RefSeq names its product monosaccharide-sensing protein 2-like. Gene Ontology annotation, biological process: transmembrane transport. Gene Ontology annotation, cellular component: membrane. The record is from RefSeq and is a predicted model, not a curated record. Gene Ontology annotation, molecular function: myo-inositol:proton symporter activity. Lineage: Eukaryota; Viridiplantae; Streptophyta; Magnoliopsida; Myrtales; Myrtaceae. The coding region runs from base 567 to 2798 and encodes 743 amino acids. The transcript has 6 exons.
GGAAAAAAUAUGAAUUGACAGAUAAAACGCUUCGAUCGUUCUCGAUUGCUUGGACCAUUUGGAGGCAUCGAGAUCAGUGUGGUGACUCUGGGCUGCCGUUGCUUUUCCCUGACGUCCAUAAAAGGACAUUCUUCUUCACCGUAUUCGAAGUCCCAGAGUGUUUAGCUCUGCAUUGCGGCUGCUCCGACUGUCGAUGAGUCACUCUGCUCUUGAAGGACCGAGGCUUUUUUGAGUUUUAUGGGCAAGCUGAUGAGGCCUGAGCGAGAGAUGUGAGCUGAAACGGGUGUGAGCGAUUCCAUGGCGAAUUUUGUGAAGUGGGUUUAGUUGCAGGAGUUUGUGGGAUGAAUGGGUUGCUGACCAAGCUUGCUCUUUGAGUUCGUACGAAGGAGACAAGAACUACCUUAAUCAUCUCUUUAAUCUCAGUCUCGCCGUUUUCAUCUAUUACAUGUCUGCUGGGGUACGUCUGUGAAAGGGUAUUUGUGAUUGAUUGAUUCGUGAGCAUCGGGCAACGCUGAUUCGUGCUUCUGCCGAGCCGAAUUCGAGUUCUUGAUUUUGUUGGUGAUAAAAUGAAAGGUGCUGUCUUCGUGGCCCUUGCCGCAACGAUUGGUAAUUUCCUUCAAGGAUGGGACAAUGCCACCAUCGCAGGAGCUAUAGUCUACAUAAAAGACGACCUUGACUUGGGAUCAACUGUAGAGGGCCUUGUUGUGGCUACGUCGCUGAUUGGAGCCACGGUCAUAACUACAUGCUCAGGACCUAUAUCAGAUUGGCUUGGUCGCCGCCCAAUGCUUAUCAUGUCAUCACUUCUGUAUUUCAUUAGUGGCUUGGUGAUGGUAUGGUCCCCCAAUGUCUACGUUUUAUGCUUAGGAAGAUUGUUAGAUGGAUUUGGAAUCGGUCUUGCUGUUACUCUCAUCCCGUUGUAUAUAUCUGAGACUGCCCCAGCUGAUAUUAGGGGAUUGCUCAAUACUCUUCCACAGUUCACAGGUUCGGGUGGCAUGUUUUUGUCAUACUGUAUGAUAUUUGGGAUGUCUUUUUCAGCUUCACCUAGCUGGAGAAUAAUGCUCGGGGUUCUUUCGAUUCCAUCAGUUAUUUAUUUUUUGUUCACGGUUUUUUUCUUGCCCGAGUCCCCACGGUGGCUCGUAAGUAAAGGGAAGAUGAUCGAGGCAAAACAAGUUCUCCAGAGGCUACGUGGGAGGGAAGAUGUUUCAGGAGAGAUGGCUCUAUUAGUUGAAGGUCUUGGAAUUGGUGGUGAAACAUCAAUAGAAGAAUACAUGAUAGGUCCAGCUGAUGAGGCUGAUGGAGUUGAUGAUCAUGAGCCAUCCGCUGAAAAAGGCAGGAUCAAAUUAUAUGGACCUGAAGAAGGUCUCUCCUGGGUCGCUAAACCUGGGGCUGGACAGAGUUCUCUUGCCCUUAUUUCCCGUCAGGGAACCAUGACGAACCAAAGCAUGCCUCUUAUGGACCCUCUAGUUACUCUUUUUGGCAGUGUCCACGAAAAGCUUCCCCAGACAGGAAGCAUGAAAAGCAUGCUUUUCCCUAAUUUCGGCAGCAUGUUUAGUACAACAGCAGACCCUCAUGUUAAAGACGAGGAGUGGGACGAAGAGAGUGUGCAAAGGGAAGAAGGCGAGGAUUAUGCUUCAGAUGCUGGUGGAGGGGACUCCGAUGAGAAUUUGCAUAGUCCACUGAUCUCCCGCCAAACAACAAGCAUUGAGAAGGAAGUGGGCCCUCGUGCUUCACAAGGGAGUAUUUUGAGUACAAGGCGCCACAGUAGUCUGAUGCAAGGAACAGGGGAGCAGGCCGGAAGCACAGGGAUUGGUGGCGGCUGGCAGCUGGCGUGGAAAUGGACUGAGAGAGAAGGCGAGGAUGGGAAAAAAGAGGGAGGAUUUAAGAGAAUCUAUUUGCGAGAGGAGGGAGCUCCGGGGUCCCGACGUGGUUCCCUUGUUUCGCUUCCUGGGAUUGAUUACCCUGCUGAAGAUGAAUUUGUCCCAGCUGCUGCUUUAGUUAGCCAGCCUGCUUUGUAUUCGAAGGAACUUAUGGAUCAGCAUCCACUAGGACCUGCCAUGGUUCAUCCUUCUGAAACUGCCUCGAAGGGUCCAAUUUGGGCUGCUCUUCUUGAACCAGGAGUGAAGCAUGCAUUAUUUGUUGGGAUGGGAAUCCAGUUACUUCAACAGUUUUCUGGAAUAAAUGGAGUUCUCUACUACACUCCUCAAAUUCUUGAAGAGGCUGGUGUUGAAGAUCUUCUUGCAGACCUAGGGCUAAGCUCAGACUCCGCGUCGUUUCUUAUUAGUGCAUUUACGACUUUCUUAAUGCUACCAUGUAUAGCUGUGGGCAUGAGGCUUAUGGAUACCUCUGGAAGAAGGACGCUCCUUUUGACUACGAUUCCGGUGCUUGUGGUGACACUUGUAGUAUUAGUAAUCGUCGAACUGGUGGAUUCUAGCUCGGUGGUCACUUCCUUGAUGGCAACCAUUUGUGUGGUGGUCUACUUCUGCUGCUUCAUGAUGGCUUAUGGUCCUAUUCCAAAUAUCCUGUGCUCCGAGAUAUUCCCCACAAGGGUGCGCGGUCUCUGCAUCGCAAUAUGUGCGUUAGUCUUCUGGAUGGGAGACAUCAUUGUGACUGACACGCUGCCUGUGUUGCUUGAUUCAAUCGGUUUAGCCGGCAUCUUCGGCAUUUAUGCCGUUGUGUGUGUCAUAUCUUGGGUCUUUGUCUUUUUGAAAGUUCCUGAAACCAAAGGCAUGCCUCUUGAAGUCAUCACCGAGUUCUUUGCCGUCGGAGCAAAGCAAAAAGCUGCUGCGAAAAAUGAGUGAUUCAAAGCAAUCAGCCUCUCAUCUGUAUUUACUCCUCUUUUAGGUUCUGGAGGAGAGAGCCCUCCUCAGAGGAUUUAGGGGGUCAUAACUACUUUGAGAGUAAAGUAUGUGAUGGCUUCAAGGCUACUAUCAUAUUUGCUAUGAACUUCUUGUUUUGUAUUACGAUGCAUAAAGCAAAGAUUUUUUUGGCACGUCCUUUACUUGCAGGGGGCAAUACCUACAAUGCUAGUAUGUGCCCUGAGUUCCAGCCAAAAGGUGUCUUUUUCCU